Molecule: messenger RNA, 2171 nt
Organism: Bradysia coprophila
Lineage: Eukaryota; Metazoa; Arthropoda; Insecta; Diptera; Sciaridae
Biological process (GO): transmembrane transport
Cellular component (GO): membrane
Molecular function (GO): transmembrane transporter activity
Source: RefSeq, a predicted model, not a curated record
GCUGGGAUAUUUCUUUUUAACGAAUGUUAAAGCAUAUUUAAUAAAAAAUCAAGUUUUUAAGACUUAGGCAAAUUAAAGAAAGAUAAAAAAAAGAGAAUCGACUGUGCAUCUAUACAUCUGUACGAUUCUCGUUUGGUAUACACACGAUCAUCUUCAUAAUAAUAUGUGAGAAUGUCGUUAAAGAACUAUAUUUUCGCUACAAUAAACACCAAGUCAACAACAACAUUUCAAAGUCGUGGUGAAGAGCCAUCAGUAGACACCACAUUACCAACGAUAAUAGAAGGCGAUAGUUCGGAGUCGAGCAUGAAUUGGAUAAAAAAAGCAUGGAACUUUGUGUCGAUCGAACCGGUGAUGGUUUGCUGGAUUCUUCCCUCCUGCUUACUGUAUAUUGCCGUUGAGAAUUUGUCAUUGGAAAAAUCGUGUCGCGUUAACUAUGGCUAUUCCGAUUUGGUGUGUGACAACAUGAUUGAUAAGUCUAUCAAUAGUAUCGAUUGUGUGGAAGUUCGAAGCAGAAAGAGUGAUACGAAUGGAACUAUCGAAUUGGACCAUGAUCUCAUGUACAAUUCGUCUUAUAUCAAAGCUUAUAAUGGCAGUGAAUUGAUUAAUUUGAAUAUCUCGGAAACGAAAAGUGAUCUGGAAGAACAGGUGUGCAAAGCCGAAAUCGACAGUCAAAUUCUCGACUCAGCACUAAAUGUUUACACUUCUCCGUUCGACACGGUCUUUGGCAUUUUGAUGAUUCUGUUUGCCGGAGGAUGGAGUGACAAAAAAGGAAAACGAAAACCGUGCAUGUUAUUGCCGUUGAUUGGCGAGACCGCAUCUUUAUUUGUCCUGCUCAUAUCAGCAAUUUUUAUGAAACAAUUGCCGCUUGAAUUCAAUAUGAUUUUAAGUAAAUUGUUGCCAGCUAUGGGCGGUGGACAAAAUUUAAUGUUGAUGGGCGUGUACAGCUAUUUAACCGAAAUGACUGAGGAAAAAGACAGAACUUUUCGAUUUGGCAUUUUCGCCGUUUUCGUCCCCUUAAUUCCUGUUGUUUCUCUUCCAUUUAGCGGAAUUCUAUUUCAAACUUUAGGAUAUGUUAAAUUACUGUUGCUAUGCAUACCCAUAAACGUUUUGGGAUGUCUCUACAUCAUAUUCGUACUAAAAGAAGUCGACCACAGUAAGAUACAAGCAACCAAUGGAGCCGUCAGCAACGGAACGACUGAAGGAACGGAUAAUCCUGGCUUUGAAUUGAAAGAAUCGGCACCGCAGACCACCACUGCGACGAACGGAAACGGAACCACCUCACCCACACCUGUAAUCACAGCACUGAAGAAGAAUUUCUUUGUAGAAUUUUUCAAUCCAGCUGUUGCCGUCGGCUGCAUUCAAGUGAUUUUGAGAGAGAGAGCCCACAAUGGUCGUAAAGUUAUAUGGCUGUUGUUGAUUAUGUAUUUCAUAGCCAUUGGUCCAGCUUUUGGAGAGGAGCCAAAUGAAUACAAUUUUACGCGUAUCGUUCUAAAUUGGGAUGGUCUACAGUACAGUCCGUUUGCCACAUACGGAAAUUUUAUUUCCUUGACUGGUACAAUGGUAAUGGUGGGCGGUUUGAGUAAGUUAUUCCAUUUGUCGGAUCCAUUGGUUGGAUUUUUGGCAACAACUUUCUCGGGCAUUUCCCGAUUGUUUUACACAGCUGCAGCCACAAGUACUAUGUUGUAUGUGGCAAGAACUAUCGACAUGUUUGUGAGCGUACGAGCAUUGACUUUGAAGAGUAUAAUAUCGGUGUUUGUCGACAGUACUGAAUUAGGGCGAAUAUUUUCGAUCAUUGGAAUCAUUGAGGCGUUCGCCAAAUUCGUAUUCGUGUCGGUGUACAGUUUAAUCUACCAACACACAUUGGAAACACUGCCAAGCGCUUUCUACCUCUGCAGUUUCGUCUGUUUAGUAGUUGUCGCAGUAAUAUAUGCGUUCCUCUAUUUCAUUGUUAAAAAGAAACAUGCCAGAGAAGAAGCACAAUCGGCCAAUACUCCAGAGACUGCGGCAGAAACUGGAGAUGUAUGGAAAUCGAGUACGGAGCAAAACACACACAUGUAGAUGGUGAAAAUUGUAUAUUAAACGCGAGAUGAGCGGUAGGAAUGCGAGGAGUCUCAAGUCAAACCAGAUUCAUAAAAUAAUUUUUUUUAAAAAUUAAAUUGUAAAUAAAUAUA